Rhizophagus irregularis DAOM 181602=DAOM 197198 is the source of this 648-nucleotide messenger RNA. RefSeq lists its product as uncharacterized. Gene Ontology annotation, molecular function: glutathione specific gamma-glutamylcyclotransferase activity; gamma-glutamylcyclotransferase activity. The record is from RefSeq and is a predicted model, not a curated record. NCBI's taxonomy places the organism in Eukaryota, Fungi, Glomeromycota, Glomeromycetes, Glomerales, Glomeraceae. Gene Ontology annotation, biological process: glutathione catabolic process. Gene Ontology annotation, cellular component: cytoplasm.
AUGAUUUCUAAUGAAGUUGUAACAAUAAAGAACAUUUCAGAAGAAACUGAUAAUACAGAAUGUUGGAUAUUCGGCUAUGGUUCUCUAAUUUGGAAGCCACCACCUAUAUAUGAGGAAAAAAUACCAGGUUUUAUUAAAGGAUAUGUUCGAAGGUUUUGGCAGCGAAGUACAGACCAUCGAGGAACUGUAGAAAACCCCGGUCGAGUUGUGACUUUAAUCCCAAUUGAGGAAUGGAAAUUACUUAACGAUUAUCACGUUCAUAAAGAAGAUGAUGUUACUUGGGGUGUCGCAUACAAAAUCAACAAGAAAGAUGUUAAGGAAGUGAUGGAUUAUCUGGAUUAUCGAGAGAAGAAUGGAUACACUAUACAUUAUUUGGAUAUAUAUCAAUUAGAAAAAGAAGAGCCCAUUAUAAAAAAUGCGAUAGUAUAUAUUGCUACAACCAAAAAUGAGGAAUAUGUUGGACCAACUUCUUUGGAUUUGUUGGCUCAGAAAAUAUAUGAAUGCAUUGGUCCAAGUGGACCUAACAGUGAAUAUUUACUUAACCUUGCAUCUGCACUUAGAACUAUAGCACCAAAUGCGUAUGAUGCUCAUUUAUUUGAUCUCGAAGAAAGAAUAUUAAAAUUGAUUAAAACAUCAGGUUAUUUAUAA